GGGCAAACAUUAACUUAAAGGGACUGGAAGAAACAACCCACAUAUGUUAAAGUGAAGCCACAGCCACAACAACAGCGAUGUGUAUUUCGGAUAUUUAUUUGGCAACUGUUUUCGGUUAAAUCUGAGCUGAAAGGUCCGGAUAAAAGGGUUAGGCUAACCACAGGAUGGACACAGCUCCAGGCUAAAGUGAAUCAUGUCUUCAGCUAUUUUCCUGUCAGUGCUGCUGGUGUUUUCGUGUCACCAGCAGCAGGUCACCUCGGACACCCGUGUACACUGGAGUCGAACUGGUGUCGCAAUAGCCCGGGGGUCCUCAAACGCCGCACGGGUCAUGAUGUCUCCAAACAACAACAACAACAACGAUGAGUGUGACCAUGUGAUGAAUCUCAAUGCUACAGACCGUUGUGCGUUUGUGAAGAACACAACAGACUGUUCGAUGGAGGAUGGCUUCAUCAACUACCUUCAAUUAGCCUUCUGUCUGCUUCCUCCCAACCUCACACCUCUCACCAUCACUCUCUGUGUUAUAUGGCUGCUCUUUUUGUUUGUCAUUCUUGGACUCACUGCAUCAAAGUUUUUCUGUCCCAACUUGUCAGCCAUCUCUACCAGUCUGCACCUCACACACAACGUGGCUGGUGUGACAUUUCUGGCUCUUGGUAAUGGAGCUCCUGACAUCUUUAGCGCCAUGGCUGCUUUCUCCCACCCACACACAGCCGGGCUCGCUGUCGGGGCCUUGUUUGGAGCUGGUAUUUUUGUUACCACAGUUGUUGCUGGCGGUGUGGCGCUAGUCAAGCCUUUCGCUGUGGCCUCCCGACCGUUUCUGCGUGAUCUGAUUUUCUACAUGGUGGCAGUGUAUUGGACUUUCAUCAUCUUGUACAGAGGAACUACAACACUGGCAGAAACACUAGGGUAUCUGGGCCUCUAUGUGGUGUAUGUGUUGACUGUAAUCAUCAGUGCGUACAUCUACAACCGGCAGAAACAUGCAAUGAACGGAAGUGUCGGAAAUGUUGCACAUAUUCCAGCAGAGUUUCACUCGUCUGACUCAUCUGAUGAUGAUGAUGUUCCCUGCUUAGGUGCUGGGUCAGUCCAACAGGAGUAUGAGUCAGAGUACAGACCUCUUCUGCCUUACUCUGAGAGCACGAGUCAUAUCCUGCUGAACUCUCUCAAUCCAUUGGACAACAGGAAGUGGAGGAGGAAAUCAUGGAGCUGGAGGGUCCUCAAAGUCCUCAAGACACCCGUCGAGAUCCUGCUGCUGCUCUGUAUCCCCGUGGUUGAUCCUGAUAAAGAAGACAAGAACUGGAGACGUCCACUAAAUUGUCUUCAGCUCAUCACAGCUCCACUGGUGUGUGUGCUCUUCUUCCAGUCUGGAAUAUAUGGAAAUUAUAUGAUCCAAGGACAGUUUCCCGUCUGGCUGCUGACUUUUCUCCUGGGACUUUUCCUGUCUGCCAUCGUCUUCUGCACCACUACCAAUGACUGUCCUCCCAAAUAUCACCCACUAUUUGCUCUUUUGGGCUUCGUGGUGAGUGCUGUGUUGAUCAGUGCUACAGCAUCUGAAGUGGUCAGUGUUCUGCACAUGCUCGGUGUGGUGCUGCAUCUCAGCAACACUGUGCUGGGGCUGACUCUGUUAGCCUGGGGCAACAGCAUAGGAGACUGUUUUGCUGACAUCACCAUUGCACGGCAGGGUUACCCACGGAUGGCCAUAUCUGCCUGCUUUGGAGGCAUCAUUUUCAACAUGCUGUUUGGAGUGGGUUUGGGAUGUCUGUUGCAGAUGAUUAAAACAAAAUCUGACGUGGAGUUUGAACCAGAGGGACUGCUAACAUGGGUUCUUGCAGGAUCUCUGGGUUUGUCUUUGGUUCUAUCCUUUGUCAUUGUUCCUUUGUGCCGGUUCCACUUGGAUCGGAACUACGGGAUCUUUCUCCUCAUCUUUUAUGUCAUCUUCCUCGUCGUUGCAAUGCUCACAGAGUUUGGCAUAAUCCACUUUGUGUGACAUGACACUGACGGACAUCCUGCCAUAUAUGAAGAAUGGCACACUGGAAGAAAAACUGCACUGUGCGCAGAUGAAUAAUAUCAUCUGCACAUCAAGUUAAUGCACUAUUUCUAAAAGAAUCACCAGUAUACAACACUCUGAGCCAAAGCCAUGCUGUGGUUGGUUCAUUAAACCAAACAGGGAAAUGAAUGCCAAACUAGAGUUUGCUGCUCAGGAAGAGCUGAAACUAAUGUGCCUUGAGUUAGUCACUUGUUUGUGCUGACUGGAGCUGUGCUUGUACAUUUUAAAUCCUGAGGGAGUGUAAAAGAAAUCUGUAGAGUUAGGCAUUUGUACUUGGAAACAUUAUGAAAAAAUGAUAUGUACUGUAAAUCAAAAGUUACGUUAAAAUGACCUUGUACAAGGCUGCUUUUGGGGAAAUAAAUGUUUGUUUGGUGUUUGUUUUUACAGGUCCAAGACAACCUUGUUCCAUC
This is a messenger RNA of Scomber japonicus (chub mackerel), 2451 nucleotides long. It is a transcript of the gene slc8b1, whose product is annotated as solute carrier family 8 member B1. The record is from RefSeq and is a predicted model, not a curated record. The transcript is spliced from 15 exons. Bases 194 to 1981 code for a protein of 595 amino acids. Gene Ontology annotation, biological process: calcium export from the mitochondrion; intracellular calcium ion homeostasis. Gene Ontology annotation, molecular function: calcium:sodium antiporter activity. Gene Ontology annotation, cellular component: membrane. Lineage: Eukaryota; Metazoa; Chordata; Actinopteri; Scombriformes; Scombridae.